UUAGAAAUUAAGGAUUGACAUUUUUAACGAGGAUGUUAUUCCUCUUAUAUAGUUUGCACAAGUCCAUUUUGCAGUGUGUACGUAUCUGUGACAGUUAGUAAUAACAUUUUCAAGCAUUAUUACAUUAAUGAUAUCCGCGAAUUAUGAUAUCUGGACAUAUUAACGCACAGAACAGUUAUUAUUAAGUAUUUUACACUAUGCGAAGCACGUAUUAAUGUAAAGUAAAAAGUGUUAAUGUAAAGUAUUAAUCAAAAGCAACGUACGAGCAUGUUGCGUAAGAGCAAUCGGGCAAAGGUUUGCAUCAGAAGAAUUCCCAGUAUAUAUAUUGACGUAAAAGCGUUCGUAUCAAGCAGUUAGUUACAGCGGCUCGCUGUGGCAGUAUCGCUCAAGCUCGCCGAGCCGCUUGGUUGCUCGCGGACAGUUUGCUGUGAGAUCCUCACGUAUCGUCAUGGAAUAUUGGACGAUACCGUUAGCGAUCGUGAUCGGUACUCUCGGUAUCUAUUAUCUUUUUCGAAAUUUCAACUUCUUCAAGAGGCAUGGGGUGAUACACCUGCCGCCACUUCCGAUAUUCGGCAACAUGGCAUCCAUCAUAUUUCGUCGAAAAGCAUUCCCCGAUUUAGUCAUGACUCUAAAUACCAAGUUUCCGGGCGCCAAAUACUUUGGAUUCUACGCUACGACGAACCCGGUCAUCCUGCUUCGUGAUCCGGAAAUAAUCAAAUCUAUCCUGACAAAGAAUUUCGAGACGUUUCCCGAUCGACGCGGCUUCGAAGAUUUCAACGACACCCUGUUCUCGAAGAAUCUGUUCUCUCUUAAAGGACAGAAAUGGAGGGAUGUAAGAUCUCUAUUGAGUCCUUCCUUCACGUCCAGCAAAAUGAAGAUUAUGUUUACACUAAUGUCAGAGUGUGCCGUGGAGUUUGCCGAGUUUCUUUCGACAUUACCAGAGGAUAAAGGAGAUAUGGAUGUAAAGGAUGCGUUUGCUAAAUACACGAACGACGUGAUCGCCACAUGCGCCUUCGGGAUUAAGAUUAACAGCAUGAAGGACCCGACGAACACGUUUUUCGUUUACGGCAAAGACGCGACAAAUUUUUCGGGAUUCCGCACUCUUAAGUUCUUAUUCCUCAGGACUUUUCCACGGCUCGCAAACAUCCUCCAUGUGAGAAUGAUAACCAAGCACGUAUCGGACUUCUUCACGGGAAUUAUAAAGAGCACGAUCGACAUGCGGGACUCCGAAAAUAUUACACGCCCGGACAUGUUGCAAUUGAUGAUGGACAUCAGGGGUAAGGAAGGUCGAAGGGAACUGGACAUCGACGACAUGACCGCGCAAGCGUUCAUAUUUUUCUUCGGCGGCUUCGACACCACCUCGACCGCGAUGUCAUUCGUGGCUCACGAGAUUGCGGCUAACUCGGACGUUCAGAAGAAGUUGCAGGAAGAGAUCGACCAGGUUGUGAAGGAGUCGAAUGGUGAAGUGACUUACGAGACCAUUAAUCGACUUGAAUAUUUAAACGCAGUAAUAAACGAAGGCCUCAGAUUGUAUCCACCGGUCGUCUUCUUGGAACGACUAUGUGCCAAAACGUAUGAGCUGCCGCCUACGCUUCCAGGUGAGAAGCCUUUCAUCAUGAAGAAGGGUAUGACAAUUUGGAUCCCGGUGUUUGCGCUUCAUCGCGAUGAGAAGUACUAUGAUGAACCAGAAAAGUUUCGUCCUGAGAGGUUCUUAAAUAAUGCUUACCACAAUUCGCUGUAUUACCUACCGUUCGGAUCCGGUCCAAGAAUGUGCAUAGCUAACCGAUUCGCUCUGUUGGAAGUCAAAGUCUUGUUAUUUCAUCUGUUGGCACGAUGCGAAUUAAAACCUUGCGCAAAAACCACAAUACCGGUUAAAUUCAGCAAGACUGGUCUUGCAAUAUCGCCCGAGGGCGGCUUCUGUAUCUAUUAUCUUUUUCGAAAUUUCAACUUCUUCAAGAGACAUGGGGUGAUACACCUGCCGCUACUUCUGAUAUUCGGCAACAUGGCAUCCAUUAUAUUUCGUCGAAAAGCAUUCCCCGAUUUAAUCAUGACUCUAAAUACCAAGUUUCCGGGCGCCAAAUACUUUGGAUUCUACGAUAUGGCGACCCCGGUCUUCCUGCUUCGUGAUCCGGAAAUAAUCAAAUCUAUCCUGACAAAGAAUUUCGAGACGUUUCCCGAUCGACGCGGCUUCGAAGAUUUCAACGACACCCUGUUCUCGAAGAAUCUGUUCUCUCUUAAAGGACAGAAAUGGAGGGAUGUAAGAUCUCUAUUGAGUCCUUCCUUCACGUCCAGCAAAAUGAAGAUUAUGUUUACACUAAUGUCAGAGUGUGCCGUGGAGUUUGCCGAGUUUCUUUCGACAUUACCAGAGGAUAAAGGAGAUAUGGAUGUAAAGGAUGCGUUUGCUAAAUACACGAACGACGUGAUCGCCACAUGCGCCUUCGGGAUUAAGAUUAACAGCAUGAAGGACCCGACGAACACGUUUUUCGUUUACGGCAAAGACGCGACAAAUUUUUCGGGAUUCCGCACUCUUAAGUUCUUAUUCCUCAGGACUUUUCCACGGCUCGCAAACAUCCUCCAUGUGAGAAUGAUAACCAAGCACGUAUCGGACUUCUUCACGGGAAUUAUAAAGAGCACGAUCGACAUGCGGGACUCCGAAAAUAUUACACGCCCGGACAUGUUGCAAUUGAUGAUGGACAUCAGGGGUAAGGAAGGUCGAAGGGAACUGGACAUCGACGACAUGACCGCGCAAGCGUUCAUAUUUUUCUUCGGCGGCUUCGACACCACCUCGACCGCGAUGUCAUUCGUGGCUCACGAGAUUGCGGCUAACUCGGACGUUCAGAAGAAGUUGCAGGAAGAGAUCGACCAGGUUGUGAAGGAGUCGAAUGGUGAAGUGACUUACGAGACCAUUAAUCGACUUGAAUAUUUAAACGCAGUAAUAAACGAAGGCCUCAGAUUGUAUCCACCGGUCGUCUUCUUGGAACGACUAUGUGCCAAAACGUAUGAGCUGCCGCCUACGCUUCCAGGCGAGAAGCCUUUCAUCAUGAAGAAGGGUAUGACAAUUUGGAUCCCGGUGUUUGCGCUUCAUCGCGAUGAGAAGUACUAUGAUGAACCAGAAAAGUUUCGUCCUGAGAGGUUCUUAAAUAAUGCUUACCACAAUUCGCUGUAUUACCUACCGUUCGGAUCCGGUCCAAGAAUGUGCAUAGCUAACCGAUUCGCUCUGUUGGAAGUCAAAGUCUUGUUAUUUCAUCUGUUGGCACGAUGCGAAUUAAAACCUUGCGCAAAAACCACAAUACCGGUUAAAUUCAGCAAGACUGGUCUUGCAAUAUCGCCCGAGGGCGGCUUCUGGUUGAACGUUCGACGUAGGAGCGAUACGCAAUUCACAUUUAAGUCGACAAUGGGUAAUGACAUUGUUAGUAAUUAAACCCUUUUAACUUUAAAUUUUCUUUAGAUUGAUAAGGAUUUGGUUUGUUUCAUGAACGAACAUGUGUUUACGAUUAUAUAAUAAAAAUACUUCUAUCAGU
Ooceraea biroi (clonal raider ant) is the source of this 3521-nucleotide messenger RNA. RefSeq lists its product as uncharacterized. The record is from RefSeq and is a predicted model, not a curated record. NCBI's taxonomy places the organism in Eukaryota, Metazoa, Arthropoda, Insecta, Hymenoptera, Formicidae. Gene Ontology annotation, molecular function: monooxygenase activity; iron ion binding; oxidoreductase activity, acting on paired donors, with incorporation or reduction of molecular oxygen.